AUGUCACCAGAACCGUCAAAACCAGCACAGCCUGAACUAACGGAGGAUGAUUUGAAGGGCCUACUUUCAAAAAAAACAUAUGCUGCAUUCGACCAAGGCUAUAAUGGCUAUAAUGGAUGUAAUACUAAUGGAAUUGAUCCGAACAAUACGAUCACUAAAUUGAAGGACGCACUAACUGAUCACCCUCAUCUUCAGAGCGAAGUAGAAAAAAUUGUAAAAGCAUGGUGCAGUGCAUUUCAGGCGGGGUCAGGAUCGAGCACCCCCUAUGCGGGACGUUGUGAAUAUUUUUAUUAUUGGUUAUGGGAUCUAUUAAAGAACAAAUUGAAGGUUCCAUCCCCUUUGGACAUUAUGAAAAAGAUCUACGGAGCAUUUGAGAGUGUUUCUUCUUCUCCUACUACUGCAGAAAGGAAGGAGGGGUGUAAAAAUGUAAACGACAAAAUUAGUGACGAAGAAUUUUUUCCCCAAGUGAAAAUACAUUUCGACUUCUCCAAGGACUACCAAACCUUACAAUCACAGUUAAGGAAUGGUGGUAGUGGUGGUGGUACAAAGACUUGUGACACAACCUAUCACAAACAUCUACAGGCCAUUACUAAAGCAUGCGAAGCAAUAGCCGCAGAUUGUGGGGAAAGGGGACCACAGAAGAGUGGUUCCUAUUGUGGCCCCCUUCAAGCAGCGGGAAGCACGGAGGGAGCAGCUGGACCUUACUGCACGAAGGAGGAACUGCAGAAAUUGCAGUGUCAAGAAGUAACUGAACCACAAACUACAUUACAAGCUACAGAUUUUCAAGUAAACCACGUUUCUUCUAUGGGAGGAGGGGAGGGGGGGUCUGCAGUGGGCGCAGGCCCAAUCGUAUCUUCCACAAUAGGCACACUAAUUGGAAUACCUGCCAUUGCUGCCCUUCUAUAUAAGGUAAAUUUAAAAAAAAAAAGAAAAGAAAAAGAAGAAAAGAAAAUUUUUUUCUUGAAUAUAUAUAUAUAA
This is a messenger RNA of Plasmodium coatneyi, 978 nucleotides long. RefSeq names its product KIR protein. The record is from RefSeq and is a predicted model, not a curated record. The transcript has 2 exons. The coding region runs from base 1 to 978 and encodes 325 amino acids. Lineage: Eukaryota; Apicomplexa; Aconoidasida; Haemosporida; Plasmodiidae.